Messenger RNA from Sarcophilus harrisii (Tasmanian devil), 6322 nucleotides. RefSeq names its product plexin domain containing 1 (gene PLXDC1). The transcript has 14 exons. The record is from RefSeq and is a predicted model, not a curated record. Lineage: Eukaryota; Metazoa; Chordata; Mammalia; Dasyuromorphia; Dasyuridae. The coding region runs from base 293 to 1801 and encodes 502 amino acids.
CGCUCUCCGCCCCCUCCCCUUGGCUCCCAGCUGCCGCGGUUCUCCCUCCCUCCUCGCUCCCUUGCCGCUUUGCUCCCUCGCUCCCAGCCCACAGCAGGCAGCUCCUGGCUGGCCGGCCCUCUCUCCGUGCUCCCGUCCUCCUGCCCCUAGCCCGGGAAGGGGACCUCGCAGCCGGCGCCCCCUGCAUCUGCCUCCAGUCCAGCCAUCCUCUCCCUCCCUCUCUCCUUGUCCCGGCCAGACGCCAGGGACUGGGGGGCCAAGGUCCCGGGGCCCCAGGCCCCCGAACUCCACCAUGAGGGGGGGCUUCUGGCUCCUGCUGGCGGUCCUCAGGGAGGCGGCCGGUGGGCUGAGCCCGGAUCCGGGCGCAGGUCAGGGACCAGGCAGAGGUCCAGAAUGGGAUGCAUGGAAUGCAGAGAGGAUGCUGGGCUGGAGGAGGAGGGUUCGAGAGAGCACCGGCCGGGCACCUGAGCCAAAUAGGAAACGACUGAGCCAAGAUCAGGGUGGGGGCACCCUGGCUAUCGAUACAUUCCCUGAUAAUGAAACAAAGAUUGUGGAAGACAACCACAGCUACUACAUUUCUCGAAUGUAUGGCCCCAGUGAGCCUCGGACUCGAGAGUUGUGGGUAGAUGUGAUGGAAGCCAACAGAAGUCAAGUCACAGUCCAUGGUAUUCUUUCCAAUACCCACCGGCAAGCUUCGAGAGUGGUCCUGUCCUUUGAUUUCCCAUUCUAUGGCCAUCAUCUGCGACAGAUCACCAUAGCAACCGGAGGCUUCAUCUUCAUGGGGGAUGUCAUCCAUCGGAUGCUCACAGCCACCCAAUAUGUGGCACCUCUGAUGGCCAACUUCAACCCUGGAUACUCUCCAAACUCCACAGUCACAUACUUUGACAAUGGGACAGUUUUUGUGGUCCAGUGGGAUCACGUCUACCUCCAGGGCCAUGAAAAUACAGGGAGCUUCACCUUCCAGGCAGCUCUGCACAUCGACGGCAGGAUUGUCUUUGGCUACAAGGAGAUCCCAAUGUCUGUCCUGGACAUCAAUUCCACCCAGCACCCUGUGAAAGCCGGCCUCUCUGAUGCCUUCAUGAUUCUCAGUCCAGCCUCUGACAUGUCAGAAUCUCGUCGCAGGACAAUUUAUGAAUAUCACCGAGUUGAACUGGAUACCAGCAAGGUCACCAGCACAUCAGCUGUAGAGUUUACCCCACUGCCAACCUGUUUGCAACACCAGAGCUGUGAAGUCUGCGUCUCCUCAGACUUGACCUUCAACUGCAGCUGGUGUCACGUCCUCCAGAGGUGUUCCAGUGGCUUUGACCGCUAUCGGGAGGAGUGGUUGGCCUACGGCUGCGCCCAAGAGGCAGAGGGCAGGACAUGUGAGGAUUUGCAGGAAGAAGAACAUUAUGCUUCAUCCCCUGAGACCUUCUUCACCCCUGUUGAUGGAGAAUUCACCACUUCUGCCUCUUCCCUCUUCAUUGACCACCUCACCACAGAAGAUGAUACAAAGUUGAAUCCAUAUGAGGGAAAAGAUGAUCUACAAGAUAAUCUUUCUCCUAAAAAGAAGGGUCCUCCAGUUCAUGCAAGGACCAUUGUGGGUAUUGUACUGGCUGUCCUACUAGUUGCAGUCAUCAUCCUGGCUGGGAUCUACAUCAACACUCAUCCCACUUCAAAUGCUGCCUUAUUCUUCAUUGAGCGGAGACCUCAUCAUUGGCCAGCCAUGAAAUUUCGCAACCGAACCAGCCAUGGGACCUACACAGAAGUUGAGCCCUCAGGGCAAGAAAAAGAGGGAUUCAUGGAGGCCGAGCAGUGUUGAAAGCAGUGUUUCCUCCACUUCUUUUCUCCUCUUCCUACCAAAAACAAAGUUCCCAGACUCCAAACCAUUGGUCUUGAUUGCGGAGUCUUUUCCAUUUGUUAAGCUCCAUUCUCUUGAGGAUGGGAAGAAAGACCAAUGAAACCUCAAAGUCAAGGUCAAUAUUGCUCCUCUUUAUUGAACUCCUCAAUAUAUCCUGGGACAUGAAGGCAGGGCCAGGAAGGAUUUGGCAGAUCCACUGCAUGAUAGUCGAGCCAUAGAGGCUGAAAAGGAAAGGAUGCACUCCAGUCAAUCUUGUGGGAGAAUAAUAAUGGCCUGCCCUCGUUUUCCCUUGGUAUCAGUGAUGUAUAGCAGUUCCCCCAUCUGAGCCUUGAAGUAUGUCAGUCUGCAUCCAUUCCUCCAGCUUUUUCCUGCAUAGGAAUGGAAAAGGGUUGGGGACUCUGCAGAACCUCUUGCAUUUGCCACAAUAUUACUAGGACUAACAGGUGCGGGGUUUCUACAGUCCAUAGACUUGAGAGCCGGUCCUCACAGCUAUGGAUCCAGCACCUAAUGAGUUUCUUUGGAUCAGCCUGCCAGAAACCAGCACGCUCUCCUUCUGCUAAAUCCAAUCAUUGCUGCACUUCGAUGCUCUUACCAGAACCCUGGAAAUAGAGUACAAUGUCAAACGAGAGCAAAAUGAUGAGGGAGGGCAAGACUUCUCUUAGAAUUCCCAUCUUGCCUGCCUGAUUACCCCUUUCCAGAAAAUUAGUUUGGAAAAGUUGGAAAGAGAAACAUCUCAGGCCAUGACCUGUUUGUUUUUACAACGCAACCCUUCCCACCUGCCCACUCUCUCCCCUGAAAAAUCUACUUUUUGAGAGUGUGAUGUGGCAGAUGGAGAACAAUUAAGUUUAAUGCCAUCUCAAUUGCUUCCUAGUUUUGUGAACCUGAGGGAAAUCAUUUCAACUUUUUGGGCCUCAAAUGAGGCCCAAAUUAUAAAAUGAGGACUGGAUUUAAUGACCUCUGUGGUCCCUCUGUGGCUACGAUCCUCUGAUCUUAUCCAACUCAGUAAGCAUUUUAUUAACUUCUCAUUGGGGCAGGAGAAUGGAGAUAUAAAAGCCAAGUAAAAAACAGGUAAGCUCUGAGGGAACUUACCUUUUACUUGAGCAGGAUAAAACAAAUAAGUAUAUACAGUUAUCUCUUCUACAUCACCCAUCAAGAUUUCCAUAUAUCUUUGCUCAGCAUUAGAAAUUAAAUGGGAAUUUGGGGGGAGUUGUGUGGAAGCUGCAGACACCGGGAAGGCCAGCAGAUGACACCAAAAAAGUUCAGGAACGCAGAAACGCAUAAAAUAUAUGUAUAGUAUUAUAUAAUAUCAACAUAUUUUACCCUUUAAUACCAUCAUAAGUCAUAUUUCUUUUCUGGCAUAGAAGACCAAAAAAUUUUAUGCAGAUUUUCCAGACUAACCCUAUGAUGUGGAAGGGAUAACUGUACAUGACAAUUUGAGAAGGAAGAAGGCAGUAAUGAAGAGGAUGAUUAAGAGAGGUUUUCUGCAGAAGAUGGAGCAUGAGCUUAAGUUUGAAGUUUAGGGAUGCUAAGAGAUAGAACCCAAGGGCAUAUUUUCCUGUUAGGGGCUAUUUAUGCUGAUGCAAAUUUUAUCCACUGACUUGCUUGGUUGCUGUUGCCAGGGAUUCUGUCCAAAAGCAGGGUCUAACUGAUGUUUUCUUUCUCCUUGGUUGGAUUCAUGGAGCCAUUAAAGAUAAAUAUGGUGGCUAGAUGUCCAGCCCCACCCCUACCUUCCUCCUUUUGCUUGCUUAUUGAAAUAAACUCACCAGGGAAUCUCUGCUGAAUUCUUUUCAGAUACUAAGAUACUGACGUGGCUAGGGCCAAGGAGGCAGAAUAAGCUAUGUUGAGAUAAUAGGGCACCAUAGCUUGGUCUUUAUCUCAGCAGGGGCAAUUAGAGGCUCAAUUGCUGACUCACUUAGGAAGACUUUUCCCUCCUUUUCUAUGAAUGUCUUACUAAUGCUUUUUACUUCCAGUAAUUGCCUAUUUUUCCAAACCUGACCCUAAUAUCCCCUUUGUAAGGAAACCCUUUAAGCAAAACAAACCAACACAUUGGUCAUGACUGGCAACUUACGUAUACCUCAUUCUACAUCUACAUUCCUCCACCUCUUUGCUAAGAGAAAAGGAUAAUGUCUCACCAUGAAUCCUCUGCAGUCAUGAUUUGUCAUUCUUUCAAUUAGAUAUAAUAUUGUUUUCUUUUUACCUUAUUGCAGUCGUUAUAUUCUUGUUUCUGCUUAGUUUAAUGUGCAUCAGUUCAUAUGAGUCUUUCCAAGUUUUUUUUAAGGAACUUUUCUAAAAUUAACUUGAUCUAAAAAACUGAUAUAACUUUCCUGAGAUCAGUGCAUUUUGACAGAAGAUGUUGGGACAGUAAUUCAGGCCCCAAUUCAAUCUGAAAGAUAGUCUUAAUUGAGGUGGUAAUUCUCUCCUUGGAGUGUUCAAAAUUAUACUCACUAUUCACCCAUAUUCAAAGACAAGAAAAAGUUGUCCAAUUAAUAUCAGUCUUCAACGUCCUUAUGCUUUGUUUUCUCAUGGUAUCAUAAAGGAAACAGUAAGAGCACCCUCAUUCAGCUAUGAAUAUGUGAUCUUAACAAUAUGGCUACUUCCUCUAACGAUAAAGAUCCACUCCCAUUCAUAUUUACUUAUUGUUUGGACUCUUCCUAGAACUUUCCUAUAAGUUUAUCAUUGGUAAUAUACCCAAUGCAUCCAGUCUUCCUUAUUUUCUGUUGAAGUUGUGAGAACAUCAUGGGGUUCUGUAGUCUAUCCUCAGGAUAUGUCUCCCCCCUAACACAUAACUGGUUAUCUUUUUCAAUUAUAUAUUUUUUCAGGGACAUUAUUUUUACAAUUUCUUCUUAUACCUGAUUUGUGAUGUACUACAACUAACAUCCACCAUGACCCUCUCUGUUGCCUCUUGGGUAAUCUUCAAAUCUAGUUUUGAGACUGUGGUGUUCCUUGAUCAGCAGCCAUAGAAUAUUAUUGGAAGAAAUAGGUUUUUAAAUAAGAUAGAUAACUUUUUUCAGGGUCAGCCUUAGAGACAUUAAAAGAAUUUUUCAAUUUAACAAAAAAAAGAGAAUUUUGCAAUUUUCAGAAGGCAACCUUGCCCAGUCUCCCACUUUUCAUUUCUGAUCCUAGUUCAUUAUCCAUUUGCAGAAUCUUCUAAGAUGUAUGGGAGAUGGGGACAAACCCAAACAACCAUCCAAAACAAAAACCUUAUUGAUAUUUUUUUCUAGCCACUACAUGAUUUAUUCUCAGUAAGGAAGCAAUUAACAAUUAAAAGAGGAAAUGUGGCAGACUUUUGGUACUAGUGCUUAAUAAACAGACCAGUAGAAAGGGCAGAACUAGCUUACAAAAAAAAAAAAAUCAAGGAAAAAAGGCAACAAAGAAAGUUGGAUGAUUUUCAAGCUUCUAAAGAAGAUAAAAAAAAAAAAAAGUAAUGUCAUUAUUCAUGAAAGGAACCACUGAAGCAUUUCAAGUGAUCUAGUAGGAGGGCAGGAUUCCCCAAACUAUUAAGUGAUUUUCCCCCCUAAUGUCAUACUAGCAAGGCAUCUGUGGCUGCCCUGGAAGGUAUGGAGACAGAAAAGUGACUUGUGAUUUCUGCUGGAAUCCUUGUAUGAUCCUUUUGGUCCAUACAUCCUCCAGUAAACCUUUCCCCAAUGUGAGUCCUCCCACUCUGGAUUCUGUAAAGGUAAGAGCCUCAAGCUUUGGAUUAAUGAGUUGGGAGAGGCACUCGGCCAAAUAUACGGCUCCACAGUGGAAUCAGGUGUUUGACACCAUCCACUACAGGUUAUGCAAAGCAUCUGCCAUGCAUAUGGUCAGAGAAAGCUGAGGUGUCAGGCAGCACGCCAGUCCCAUCCAUCUGCAUUCAUUAAAGAGAGGACAGAGGACAUAUUCAUUCAUGAAACCUAUCGCUGGGUGCCCAGCACAAAGGACUGGGUGACCUGCCCCUUCUCCAAACUCUAUCUUUAACAGGACCAUUUUCCAAACCACCUCUUCUCAGAGUUUGGCUUGGAGUGAGCCAGAUGAACCAGGUACAGGGAGUGAUUCAAGGGGAGAAUCCCUGGCAAUGUAGAAAUUUGGGUUUUUAAUCCUUAAUCUCAGAAUUCUGAUCCUUGACGAUCAGAAAUGGCCAAAAAUGCAAGUCACUCUGAGGAAAGCAACCUGCAGCAGCUAGCUACUUGCACUACAAAGGGAAGGGCUCUCUCUGGCUCCAGUGAGAGGAUUUCUUUCAAAUUCUGCCUUUGAUAUGAUCCGUGCAACCUUAAAUCACUACUCUUUCCUAGCCCUUGGUCUCCUUAUCUGUAAAAUGGGGGGAGGAGGAAACUCUAAAGUCUCUUCUAAUAGCAUAAUUUUAUGAACUAACAACACCUUAUUGAAGACAUUGUAAUUCUGCUUUUUUGGAUGGUAACCAAAAGGUUCCCAGCUUUUUUCUUUGUGGCUUUGUUCUAUGUUUAAGCUUUCUCAGCGUGAUUUUCAUAAGACACAAUCCCCCAA